GCGCACGGAUUCCUCGCCUCAGCUGAGUAGACGACCUCCUACAGACUUACUUCACGUCACCCCGCCCGUCUGCCUGGCGUCUCCUCCCUAAAACAUUUGCUGCGACCAUCCCUUUGAGCGACUCCGAGCUGAGAGGAGAAAAAAAAGAGACAGAGGGGGAAAGUGAGAGAGCCAACAGCACACUCCCAAUAUCACCUAUAGUAGGCUACCUGCUUCAGUACAUCAAGGGGAGGAGGACGCACAAGUGCAGGCGCGUCCAUGCGUGCCAGCCGAACAAGACAAUAAGCGGGCAAAAGGACCACAAAUCCAAAAUUGGAAUAAGAGUUUAUCUUGAGAACUCUUUGGAAGAGAGCACAGCUAUACAAGAACAAGACAACCUAGAUGAGUACAUGGUAAGAAGAGCCAUGCAUCUCAACAGAGAAGAAGAUAACAGCAAAGGCUCAGUGUCUCUCAGUGUAUUCCUGGUGUCUGUUGCAUUCGUAGUGUGUGCCGUUUGGCUGGUAGCUCUAUGUGGCGUCUGCACCUGGUGUCAACGUAAACUGGGAAAGAGGAAUAAGCCUGGGGUGGAGGCUGCCAGCUCUCCAGAUUCUGUGCGAGGUCGAGGGGAAAAUAAAGCCAUCAAUGAUCUAGACAGAGACUUUUGGAAUAACAAUGACAGCAGCAACGUGCAACAGAGGUGGAGCUCCUACCCGCCCAAGGAGUUCCUCUUAAACAUGUCUCCCUAUGCUCCCUACGGAGACCCUCGCCUCACGCCCAAUUUCGGGGAUGCUUCCCUCUCGUCUGCUUCCACCCUGGAGCACAUCCCGUCCUCAGCCGUGGCGCGUCCUCGGCCCCUGGUCCGGCAGCAGAGCCUCCAACAGCCCCUCACUCACCAGCCCCCUCCGGGUCCCAACGACCCCCCGGUCACCUCACAAAGCCUGGGCCAGCUGCAUACAGGCCCAGGCGGCGGGGGCCACCGUGGGGGCCCGCGCGGGGUCCGGGGGAGUCCGGCUGGAGCCUCCCGGUACAGAGGAACCGGUGCAGGCCGAUCAAGGUCAAAUCCUGGCAGCUGGGAUCACAUGGUGGAGCAGAUCCGCAACAGAGGGCUGGACGUCAAGUCGUUUUUUGAGGGGAAGAUGGUUGUUCUGUCUCUAGCAAUCGGGCUGGCUGAACAGGAUGACUUUGCCAACCUCCCAGAUCUACAGGAAGCACCAGCAAGCAAAGAAAACGAAACCACACCAGAAAAGAGGACCCCAGGUAACAAACCAGGCAGCAGUCCCAGAGGUCAGACCCCAGAUGAGACUGGACGCCGCCACGAUGCUAACUCCUCUGUUUCUGAUUUGGCCAACUCAGUCACCAGUGACAUGCUCAUGUUGUCUCCAGGUUCAGAGGAAGAUGAUCAUGAGGGUCCAGUGUGUGAGAAGCUGGGUCGUAUUCAGUUCAGUGUUGGAUACAGUUUUCAGGACUCCACCCUCACUGUCAAAAUUCUCAAGGGCCAGGAUUUGCCUGCUAAGGACUUUUCCGGCACUUCUGAUCCAUUUGUCAAACUCUACCUGCUGCCAGACAAGAAGCACAAAUUGGAGACCAAAGUCAAGAGGAAGAACCUAAACCCCCACUGGAAUGAAACCUUCCUGUUUGAAGGAUUCCCCUAUGAGAAGGUGGUCCAGAGGACUCUAUACCUGCAGGUUCUCGACUACGACCGCUUCAGCAGGAAUGACCCCAUAGGAGAGGUGUCCAUCCCUCUCAACAAACUGGACCUGGCCAACAUGCAGACUUUCUGGAAGGAGCUGAAACCAUGCAGCGAUGGCAGCGGGAGUCGAGGGGAUCUGCUGGUGUCUCUGUGCUACAACCCCACAGCCAACACCAUCACUGUGAGCAUCAUCAAAGCCCGCAACCUCAAAGCCAUGGAUAUUGGAGGCACUUCUGACCCCUAUGUAAAAGUGUGGUUGAUGCACAAGGACAAGCGCGUGGAGAAGAAGAAGACAGUGGUAAUGAAGCGCUGUCUGAACCCUGUUUUCAACGAGUCCUUCCCCUUUGAUGUGCCUGCCCAUGUGCUGAGGGAGACCACCAUAAUUAUCACCGUCAUGGACAAGGACAGGCUCAGUCGCAAUGAUGUCAUUGGAAAGAUUUAUCUCUCAUGGAAGAGUGGCCCUGCAGAGGUAAAACACUGGAAAGACAUGAUGGGUCGCCCUCGUACUGCUGUGUCCCAGUGGCACGCUCUCAAGGCCUGAGUUACCCAGCGACCAACCUGCCUAUAGUGUUUCCCCCACUCAGAAUUCAGCAUCAGCAUUUCAGCCCCUGCCCUCAACCCAUAUCCCCUCCUCCCCUAACUUCAGUCUCGGGCUGCAGACAAUGUGUGUCAUCUCUUUGUUCUCAGGCCUCUUUGAUAUCCUCUGCCCUUAGUCCUCAUGACACCAUCCUUAAAUUACACCCAUGUCAAGUUUUGAUUCCCACCUGACCCCCACCCUCUCUCAUCCAUUUGUCUGAACUUAAAAAACGUCUUUAAUGUCCUCACUCACUUCCUCCUUGUGCCCUCUUUCUAUGAGAUUUCUUUUCAAGAUACCCUUCAGUCUUUCCUCCACCUUGUCAACCAUUCCCAGUGUUUAACAUCAGAGCAGUACAUUUUGCCACCCAUGAAUACAAACUACCAACCAAAAAUGGAUCAAACUGGUAUUCCAACCAUCCGCUGUGGUGGCAAGACGGGCUGUGUUAAACCAUGCACCUAAGUGUGAAUGGCACUGAUCUGUGCGACUCAUUUCCACCUACAUCUGGUGUUGCAGUGCGGAAUCUUUUCUCCUCCUCUGUUCAAGUCCUCUUCCAUUACUAUCACUAUUCCUCCAUACCCUUAAAAUGCCUGAAAAAUCAGGAAAACCGACACAGGCAAUGGAAAAGUGAUGGGCUGUAUUUAAAAUGGAAUUAGACUGGAACUGGACUCAUUGUCACUAAACUCUUGUUUGAUCUUUUUCACUUUUCACUCUUUCUCUGGCACCACUGUAAUAAUUCUCCCUUGGCUGGAACCCUUCGUUGUCUGUGCGUGAUGUGGGUGAUGUGCUGUAACCCCAAAUGACGUUCUUCAACAGAUUAAAAGGAAAUGAACAUGAACAUUUAAUGCUGGUCCAAUAGGGGCAAGUGUAAAAAAAAAAAAAAAAACUAUUUUUUUGGAAAAGAAAUCCCGAUGGACAGAAAAAAAGAGUAGAGUUAUUAAUGUUGUGUUUUAUUUUAUUUUUCCUUUUCAAAAGAACUUAGAGAAUCAACAUGUUCUUCCAGACACAGAAAAUAAGCAAAAAGCCAGCUUCCAUAAGUGUGGAAGUGUGGGUUAAUGUGUGUGUGUGUGUGUGUGUGUGUGUGUGUGUGUGUGUGUGUGUGUGUGUGUGAAUGAGGGAGUAUUUAGGACAGCUAAAUUAAAGAUAUUGUUGAAAACAGCAUUGCCCUCAAUAAUAAUGUUGAUAAAAAAUAAAGUAUUGUUAGUGUUUGUGGUGUUGAAGUUAGUUGAAGACAUGGGGAGGUCACUAAGGUUAAAGGGUCCGUCCAGCCAAAUCACAGACACACAUACAGUACUGGGGACAUAUGUGGUAUAAAGCCAAGAAGACAGUUUCGGAUGUAUAUGUCAUGGGUAUGAUCCCGUGAAAUCACUGCUGCCACCCCAAAUACAAAGGAGAUAAACAGGAUUACAUUGUGGUGCUCUCUUCAUUUGAAAUAGCUUUUGAAAAUUCUAACAGCAGCAUGUCUUUCCAGAAACAAUGCUCUGGGCUAUCAGAUAAUCCACAAACCCCUCAGUGAAUAAUUUUCAUUGGGGCUAGAAGAAAUUGGUGAAGACAGCUGAAGUCAACAUGUGACAACAACAUCAAUUAUUUGAGCACAACAGACACAAUUGCAUUCAUCUCAAUCACAUUCGGGUGGUGGGAGAAGUCUCAGUGGUACCACGGAAACUAAAACUGAAACUUUCUGCUUGGCUUGAUUCCACUAGGGGUAAGUGGGCAAAACAUGUUUUUAUUUUCAUGACCAAAAAUGAAAACCUUAACUCAAGGUCCCCCUUACUACAGCUUUUUUUAUUGCUCAUGUUUUUUCAACCAUAUCUCACAGUUUUCCUUGCACACAGUGGCAUUGCACCAAUACGCACCAAGCUCAAGACAUGGGUGACUGGGUCAAAAGCUACAACCUUCCCUGAGGAAGACCAAACAAAAAUCAUCGUAAGCAAAGACUGCUUAGCAUCACUCCAAAAUCGGUUAGUUUUGGUGAGGUGCCAUGCUGUGAAUGCCAGGAAUUGAACAGUCUAUGAUUUUUAUCCACCGCGAGAUCUCAGAUUCAAUUGAGCAAUCUCCAUCGACCAAGAAGGUCCACGAGGUGCAGUCAAAAGGAAACAGCAAGAAAUAUUUUAUGAUUUGACAUGAACUGACAUAAAAACCAGGCAGUAAAUCAGCUUAUGAGUAUUAGAGAUGGUGAUAUGUUGGGAAAUCAGAUCUAGAUGAAAUCAAUCAAUCAAAAUGCAUCUCUGUCACCCAUGUUAUGAUGUUUCCAGCAGUGGCAUUAAUCUGUGCAUUAAACAGGCAUUAAAACACUAAACUUAGCAAUAUGAGUCCACGGACCUGAUUUUAUGUUGUCUUGGGGGCGUUUGAACUAAGUACAAGUCAGUCUUCCAGUUGUUUGCUUCACUGCCUGAACGUGACCUCCCCCAAGUCCCAUAUAGGCAUGCACUGAUUGGAUGAAUGGAAACAAAUGACAGUAAUAAUAUCGGGGUGGGGGGGUGUCUUUUUACAUUCCACUGUUUGUCUUUGUCUACUGGAUGUGUGUGUGUUUGCACUGUGACUGAGUGUCAAUAUUCAAACUUUAGUUUGUGUGAUUGUAUUUACUGUGAGUCCCUCUGUAUGUGUAUAUAUCUGCACUGAGUUCUAUUUUGCCAGUUUAAUACAGAACAUUGUUUACUGUUUUUAUUCUGUAUGAAACAAUCCAGAUGUACAAAGAAAUAUGUUUUUUUAAAAGUUGUCACUUCUUUAAGAAUCACUGCACUUGCUGAUGACGAUGCUGGAACAAACCUCUCUUCAAAGCAGGGCUAUUUUUUCCUUGGAUUGGAAGGAGGCAAAUAUGUUAUAGAUGAACUGAGAGUGAAGGUCAAAGGGAAAAAAAUGUCACAAACAACCUUUGCAACAAGAUAAAACCUGUCUUCUUUGACUAUCAUACAGGACAUUCAUUUUUAGUAUAGUACAGGAGCAGCUACCCAUGUUUUGUCCUAUCUGUCCUUCUUAUUUGGUUCGAUCUAAUUUACCAAGACCAAAAAAAAAGAAAAGAGUGAAGGGUGGCACCGAAACAUCACAGCUGACAUACCCCCAAAACACCCCCGUCGUGCACACAUGCUUUCUGGCACAAAGUGUUCUUUGUGUGCCUUAUAAACCCUGCCACGCCUUGCUCUUCACCAUAUGCGCUCUCUCUCCAAGUGUCAGGAAGGGAGAGGGGACAAAAGGUGAGAAAGGAGAUAAUCAUCACCUCUUUGCAUCACUGUUAGCUACGUCUCAGGUCAGAGCAGAGCAUCCCAAAAUAACCAGGAACACAGUCAUCUGUCUGUCCUGAUGGCCCUGUUUGUUAAACAUGUCUGAGUGCUGUUGACAAAGCAUUACAUUCCAAAGGCUUAGUGAAAGUCACUUUAAUCAAUGCAGGUUAAAUAUUGGUUAAAUAACAGUCAGGGUUUGGUAUAUUUUAGUUUUAAGAAAUCGAGCUAGAUAUGUCUGUCUACACUAUUCACUAGCCAAAUGCUAUAAACUGGUAAAUUUCACUGGACAGGCUCGCAUUUCUGAUUUAGGGCAUUCUGCUUGAGACAAAGAGAGGUUAACCAGCAACAUUUUAAUUUAUAUACUGUACAAAUGAUUGUGAAGUGUCCUGUAUGAAAAAAAAAAUCAUCAGUAUUUACUGGGGUUGAUAUCUGUCUGUCCUUGGUAUCACUCAGCCCCCUCUUUCACUCCCUCUUCUCUUUGUAGUUACACAUCCGUGGGGUGCACAAUGUUAAAUAUCAACCAUUUAUUUUUUUGAAAUCUGUACAGUGUAUAUAAAAAUAUAAA
Molecule: messenger RNA, 6029 nt
Organism: Micropterus salmoides (largemouth bass)
Lineage: Eukaryota; Metazoa; Chordata; Actinopteri; Centrarchiformes; Centrarchidae
Gene: syt7b
Product: synaptotagmin VIIb
Exons: 12
Coding region: 390-2210 (606 amino acids)
Biological process (GO): regulation of dopamine secretion; calcium-ion regulated exocytosis; cellular response to calcium ion
Cellular component (GO): synaptic vesicle; synapse; axon
Molecular function (GO): calcium-dependent phospholipid binding; SNARE binding; phosphatidylserine binding
Source: RefSeq, a predicted model, not a curated record